Messenger RNA from Scheffersomyces amazonensis, 447 nucleotides. RefSeq names its product cytidine deaminase. Bases 1 to 447 code for a protein of 148 amino acids. The transcript has a single exon. Gene Ontology annotation, cellular component: cytosol. The record is from RefSeq and is a predicted model, not a curated record. Lineage: Eukaryota; Fungi; Ascomycota; Pichiomycetes; Serinales; Debaryomycetaceae. Gene Ontology annotation, molecular function: cytidine deaminase activity; zinc ion binding.
AUGGUCACUAUACACACCGAUCACGAUGAAUUGAGUAACGAGCAAUUUGUGGAAUUACGCACCAAAUGUCUUGAUGCCCGGAAUCUCUCGUAUUCUCCCUAUUCCAAGUUUCGAGUUGGUUGCACCUUAAUUACCCAAUCGGGGCAAUAUGUGUCGGGAGCUAAUGUUGAGAAUGCUUCAUAUGGAGCAUGUAUUUGUGCUGAAAGAACUACUAUAACUAAGGCAUUAAUGGAAGGUCAUCGGCAAAUGAAAGUUAUUGCUAUAUCCAGUGAUGAUGAGCUGCCAAUAUCUCCGUGCGGAAUAUGCCGACAAUUCAUUAGAGAAUUCGGAUUAGAUAUACCUAUCUACAUGUUUGGAGCUUCUGGUAAAUAUAUCAAAGUAUUCCUUAAGGAUCUCUUGCCGCUAAGUUUCGGACCGGAGAAUCUUGGAAAACAACCUAUCAGCUAG